GGAGGCGCACGCCGGGAGCGGUGCUGCGGCUCAGCUGAUAAUUGAAGGGACCCGAGGAGCCGCCGCCGCCGCCGCCGCUUGGGGGGGGUGGGGGGAGCGAGGAGGAAGUUACUGCCGCGCCACCGAGUCCGGACUGGAGACUUUGGGGCCCAACUAGUGAAUGGUAGUGUCUAGAAAGGGUAUGUCCCUUCAAGAGAGAGGUGCCAAUGUCCAACCGGCCUAAUAACAAUCCAGGGGGGUCACUGCGACGUUCACAGAGGAACACUGCCGGGGCCCAACCACAAGACGACUCGAUAGGAGGAAGGUCACAUUUAGGGCAGGCAAAACAUAAGGGAUAUAGCCCUCCUGAGAGUAGAAAAUCUAAUUCUAAGGCACCCAAAGUGCAGUCUAAUACUACUUCUGAACUGUCAAGGGGACACCUUUCUAAAAGAAGCUGCAGUUCGUCAUCUGCUGUCGUAGUCCCACAACCAGAGGAUCCAGACAGAGCCAAUACUUCAGAAAAGCAGAAAACGGGGCAGGUGCCUAAGAAAGACAAUUCUCGAGGAGUGAAACGCAGUGCUAGUCCAGACUACAACAGGACCAAUUCUCCUAGCUCUGCCAAAAAACCCAAAGCACUUCAGCAUACUGAAUCUCCCUCAGAAACGAGUAAGCCACAUAGUAAGUCAAAGAAGAGACACUUAGACCAGGAGCCACAACUGAAAUCUGCACCAUCUCCAUCCACAAGCAAGGCUCAUACCAGAAAGAGUGGGGCCGCUGCUGGUUCACGGAGUCAGAAAAGAAAGAGGACAGAGAGUUCUUGUAUAAAGAGUGCUUCUGUGUCUGAAGCCACUGGUGCCGAAGAGAGAUCUGCAAAACCUACCAAGCUGGCUUCAAAAUCGGCCGCCUCAGCCAAAGCUGGGUGUAGCACCAUCACCGACUCGUCGUCCGCUGCCUCGACCUCCUCCUCGUCCUCUGCCGUCGCCUCGGCCUCCUCUGCUGUUCCACCAGGUGCCAGGGUGAAACAAGGAAAAGACCAGAACAAGGCCAGGCGUUCCCGCUCAGCAUCCAGCCCCAGCCCCAGAAGAAGCAGCAGGGAAAAGGAACCGAGUAAAACUGCUGGCUCUUCAAAGUUCGAUUGGGCUGCUCGCUUCAGCCCUAAAGUCAGCCUUCCUAAAACAAAGCUGUCUCUUCCAGGGUCUUCUAAGUCAGAGACAUCCAAACCUGGACCUUCCGGAUUACAGGCCAAAUUAGCAAGUUUAAGAAAAUCUACCAAGAAGCGCAGCGAAUCCCCGCCUGCCGAGCUCCCCAGUUUGAGGCGGAGCACACGCCAAAAGACCACGGGCUCCUGCGCUAGUGCCAGUCGGCGAGGCUCUGGCCUGGGCAAAAGAGGAGCAGCUGAAGCUCGUCGACAGGAGAAGAUGGCCGACCCUGAAGGCAACCAGGAGACGGUGAACUCUUCAGCUGCACGGACAGAUGAGACUCCCCAGGGAGCGGCAGCCUCUAGUUCUGUUGCAGGGGCUGUGGGCAUGACCACCUCUGGGGAGAGCGAAUCUGAUGACUCCGAGAUGGGACGGUUACAAGCUCUGUUAGAGGCCAGGGGUCUUCCCCCUCACCUGUUUGGUCCUCUUGGUCCUCGGAUGUCACAGCUUUUCCAUAGGACAAUUGGAAGCGGAGCUAGUUCUAAGGCCCAGCAGCUUCUGCAAGGACUACAAGCAAGCGACGAAAGCCAGCAGCUCCAGGCCGUUAUUGAGAUGUGUCAAUUACUGGUCAUGGGGAAUGAGGAGACGUUGGGAGGGUUUCCUGUCAAGAGUGUGGUUCCAGCUUUGAUAACAUUGCUGCAGAUGGAGCAUAAUUUUGAUAUUAUGAACCAUGCCUGUCGAGCCUUAACGUACAUGAUGGAAGCACUUCCUCGAUCAUCGGCUGUGGUAGUAGAUGCAAUUCCUGUCUUUUUAGAAAAGCUGCAAGUUAUUCAGUGUAUUGAUGUGGCCGAGCAGGCCUUGACGGCCUUGGAGAUGUUAUCACGUAGACACAGUAAAGCCAUUCUCCAGGCGGGUGGUUUGGCAGACUGCUUGCUAUAUCUAGAGUUCUUCAGCAUAAAUGCCCAAAGAAAUGCACUAGCAAUUGCAGCCAAUUGCUGCCAGAGUAUCACGCCGGAUGAAUUUCAUUUUGUGGCGGAUUCCCUCCCAUUGCUUACCCAAAGGCUAACCCACCAGGACAAAAAGUCAGUAGAAAGCACUUGCCUUUGUUUUGCACGCCUAGUGGACAACUUUCAACAUGAAGAGAAUUUACUCCAGCAGGUUGCUUCCAAAGAUCUGCUAACAAAUGUUCAACAACUAUUGGUAGUAACUCCACCAAUUUUAAGUUCUGGGAUGUUUAUAAUGGUGGUUCGCAUGUUUUCUCUGAUGUGUUCCAAUUGUCCAACUUUAGCAGUUCAACUUAUGAAGCAAAACAUUGCAGAAACACUUCACUUUCUCCUGUGUGGUGCCUCCAAUGGAAGUUGUCAGGAGCAGAUUGAUCUUGUUCCACGAAGUCCUCAAGAACUGUAUGAGCUGACGUCUCUGAUUUGUGAACUUAUGCCAUGUUUACCAAAGGAAGGCAUUUUUGCAGUUGAUACCAUGCUGAAGAAGGGCAAUGCACAGAACACGGAUGGGGCCAUAUGGCAGUGGCGGGACGACCGGGGCCUCUGGCACCCCUAUAACAGGAUAGACAGCCGGAUCAUUGAGGUAGCAGCCCAUCAGGUCGGUGAGGAUGAGAUAAGCUUGUCCACUCUGGGACGAGUUUAUACUAUUGAUUUUAAUUCUAUGCAGCAAAUCAAUGAGGACACGGGAACAGCACGUGCCAUUCAGAGAAAACCUAACCCCUUAGCCAAUACUAACACUAGUGGAUAUUCAGAGUUAAAGAAGGAUGAUGCUCGAGCACAGCUUAUGAAAGAGGAUCCGGAACUGGCUAAGUCUUUUAUUAAGACGUUAUUUGGUGUUCUUUAUGAAGUGUAUAGUUCCUCAGCAGGACCUGCGGUCAGACAUAAGUGCCUUAGAGCAAUUCUUAGGAUAAUUUAUUUCGCGGAUGCCGAACUUCUAAAGGAUGUCCUGAAAAACCAUGCUGUUUCAAGUCAUAUUGCUUCCAUGCUAUCAAGCCAAGACCUGAAGAUAGUAGUUGGAGCCCUUCAAAUGGCGGAGAUCUUAAUGCAGAAGUUACCUGAUAUUUUUAGUGUUUACUUCAGAAGAGAAGGGGUGAUGCAUCAGGUCAAGCACCUAGCAGAGUCCGAGUCAUUGUUGACGAGCCCACCGAAGGCCUGUGCAAAUGGGUCCGGGUCCUUGGGGUCCACGCCGUCGGUCAACAGUGGGACAGCCACGGCCGCCACCAACGCCUCGGCUGACCUGGGGUCCCCCAGCUUGCAGCACAGCAGAGACGAUUCUCUAGACCUGAGCCCUCAAGGUCGAUUAAGUGAUGUUCUAAAGAGAAAACGACUGCCAAAACGAGGAUCAAGAAGGCCAAAGUAUUCACCUCCAAGAGAUGAUGACAAAGUAGACAAUCAAGCUAAAAGCCCCACCACUACUCAGUCACCUAAGUCUUCUUUCCUGGCAAGCUUGAAUCCAAAAACGUGGGGAAGGUUAAGCGCACAGUCUAAUAGCAACAACAUUGAGCCAGCACGAACUGCAGGAGUUAGUGGUCUUGCCAGGGCCGCCUCAAAGGACACCAUCUCCAAUAAUAGAGAAAAAAUUAAAGGUUGGAUUAAAGAGCAGGCACAUAAAUUUGUAGAGCGUUACUUCAGUUCUGAGAACAUGGAUGGAAGCAACCCCGCACUGAAUGUCCUUCAGAGACUUUGUGCUGCAACCGAACAACUCAACCUCCAGGUGGAUGGUGGAGCUGAGUGCCUUGUAGAAAUCCGUAGCAUAGUCUCAGAGUCUGAUGUUUCAUCGUUUGAAAUCCAACACAGUGGAUUUGUGAAGCAGCUGUUGCUUUAUUUGACAUCUAAAAGUGAAAAGGACGCUGUGAGCAGAGAGAUCAGAUUAAAGAGAUUCCUUCAUGUAUUUUUUUCUUCUCCACUUCCUGGAGAAGAGCCCAUUGAACGAGUAGAACCAGUGGGUAAUGCACCUUUGUUGGCAUUAGUUCACAAAAUGAACAACUGCCUCAGCCAGAUGGAACAAUUUCCAGUCAAAGUGCAUGACUUUCCCAGUGGAAAUGGGACAGGAGGCAGCUUCUCUCUCAACAGAGGAUCACAGGCUUUAAAAUUUUUCAACACACAUCAGUUAAAAUGCCAGUUACAAAGGCAUCCAGACUGUGCAAAUGUGAAGCAGUGGAAGGGUGGACCUGUCAAGAUUGACCCCCUGGCUUUGGUGCAGGCUAUUGAGAGAUACCUUGUAGUUAGAGGGUAUGGAAGAGUAAGAGAAGACGAUGAAGACAGUGAUGACGAUGGCUCUGAUGAGGAAAUAGACGAAUCUCUGGCUGCUCAGUUCUUAAAUUCCGGAAAUGUGAGACACAGGCUGCAGUUUUACAUUGGAGAGCAUUUGCUACCGUAUAACAUGACUGUGUAUCAGGCUGUACGGCAGUUCAGCAUACAGGCUGAAGAUGAACGGGAGUCCACCGAUGACGAGAGCAAUCCUCUAGGAAGAGCCGGUAUUUGGACGAAAACUCAUACGAUAUGGUACAAACCUGUGCGAGAGGACGAAGAAAGUAAUAAAGAUUGUGUUGGUGGUAAAAGAGGAAGAGCCCAGACAGCUCCAACAAAAACUUCUCCUAGAAAUGCAAAAAAGCAUGAUGAGCUGUGGAAUGAUGGAGUGUGCCCGUCGGUAUCAAAUCCUUUAGAAGUUUACCUCAUACCCACAGCACCCGAAAAUAUAACUUUUGAAGACCCGUCAUUAGAUGUGAUUCUUCUUUUAAGAGUUUUACACGCCGUCAGUAGAUACUGGUAUUACUUGUAUGAUAAUGCAAUGUGCAAGGAGAUUAUCCCAACUAGUGAAUUUAUUAACAGUAAGUUGACAGCAAAAGCAAAUAGGCAGCUUCAAGAUCCUUUAGUAAUCAUGACAGGAAACAUCCCAACAUGGCUCACUGAACUAGGAAAAACCUGCCCAUUUUUCUUCCCUUUUGAUACCCGGCAAAUGCUUUUCUAUGUAACUGCGUUUGAUCGGGACCGAGCAAUGCAGAGAUUACUUGAUACCAACCCAGAGAUCAACCAGUCUGAUUCUCAAGAUAGCAGAGUUGCACCUAGAUUGGAUAGAAAAAAACGUACUGUGAACAGAGAGGAGCUGCUGAAACAAGCGGAGUCUGUAAUGCAGGAUCUUGGCAGCUCACGGGCCAUGUUAGAAAUCCAGUAUGAAAAUGAGGUUGGCACAGGUCUUGGGCCUACACUGGAGUUUUAUGCACUUGUAUCUCAGGAACUGCAGAGAGCUGACUUGGGUCUCUGGAGAGGGGAGGAAGUAACUCUUAGCAAUCCAAAAGGAAGCCAAGAAGGGACCAAGUAUAUUCAAAACCUCCAAGGCCUGUUUGCGCUUCCCUUUGGUAGGACAGCUAAGCCAGCUCAUAUCGCAAAGGUUAAGAUGAAGUUUCGCUUCUUAGGAAAACUAAUGGCCAAGGCUAUCAUGGAUUUCAGAUUGGUGGACCUUCCCCUGGGCUUACCUUUUUAUAAAUGGAUGCUCCGGCAAGAAACUUCACUGACAUCACACGAUUUGUUUGACAUUGACCCAGUUGUAGCCAGGUCAGUGUAUCACCUUGAAGACAUCGUCCGACAGAAGAAAAGACUUGAACAAGAUAAAUCCCAGACCAAAGAGAGUCUCCAGUAUGCAUUAGAAACCCUGACUAUGAAUGGCUGCUCCGUGGAGGAUCUGGGAUUGGAUUUCACUCUGCCAGGGUUUCCUAACAUUGAACUAAAGAAAGGAGGAAAGGAUAUACCGGUCACCAUCCACAAUUUGGAGGAGUAUUUAAGACUGGUUAUAUUUUGGGCACUAAACGAAGGUGUUUCCAGGCAAUUUGAUUCAUUUAGAGAUGGAUUUGAAUCAGUCUUCCCACUCAGUCAUCUCCAGUACUUCUACCCAGAAGAACUGGAUCAGCUUCUGUGUGGUAGUAAAGCAGACACCUGGGAUGCAAAGACACUGAUGGAAUGCUGCAGGCCAGAUCACGGUUACACUCAUGACAGUCGGGCUGUGAAGUUCUUGUUUGAGAUUCUCAGUAGUUUUGAUAAUGAACAGCAGAGGUUAUUUCUCCAGUUUGUGACAGGUAGCCCACGAUUGCCUGUUGGAGGCUUCCGGAGCUUGAAUCCACCUUUGACCAUUGUCCGGAAGACCUUCGAAUCAACAGAGAACCCAGAUGACUUCCUACCCUCUGUCAUGACCUGUGUGAACUAUCUUAAGUUGCCGGACUAUUCAAGCCUCGAGAUAAUGCGGGAAAAGCUGUUGAUGGCCGCGAGAGAAGGGCAGCAGUCGUUCCAUCUUUCCUGAUCACAUCAGGAAGCGCGGUGUCUGCCUGUUACAGCAAAAGACAGAAAUCAUGAUUUCUUUUCUAAAUGUGUCACCUGAGUCAAGGAAACAUGUUACGCCUUCUCGUUGUAGGAAAAUGGCUUGCAGAAUAUAAAAGAGACACUUGGUUCCUCUUCAUUAAUGGCCCCAUGGACUUAAAGUGAUCAGGCCCUAAAACGUUGUUGUGAUGAGGUUUCUUUAGCAAGUUCUUGUUUAAAUUAUCAUUUAUUUGACGAGUGAAGUUUUUAACUUGCUUUGCUGUGUGAAAUUUAAAAAGGGAUGUUUUUCCAGGCUGAAACAAUAAAUGUCGCUGUGCAGUUUAA
This is a messenger RNA of Dama dama (fallow deer), 6754 nucleotides long. It is a transcript of the gene TRIP12, whose product is annotated as thyroid hormone receptor interactor 12. The coding region runs from base 207 to 6413 and encodes 2068 amino acids. Gene Ontology annotation, molecular function: zinc ion binding; ubiquitin protein ligase activity. The transcript has 42 exons. Lineage: Eukaryota; Metazoa; Chordata; Mammalia; Artiodactyla; Cervidae. Gene Ontology annotation, biological process: proteasome-mediated ubiquitin-dependent protein catabolic process; DNA damage response; protein polyubiquitination. Gene Ontology annotation, cellular component: nuclear speck. The record is from RefSeq and is a predicted model, not a curated record.